Haliotis rubra (blacklip abalone) is the source of this 1929-nucleotide messenger RNA. RefSeq names its product E3 ubiquitin-protein ligase RNF14-like. The coding region runs from base 146 to 1798 and encodes 550 amino acids. The record is from RefSeq and is a predicted model, not a curated record. Gene Ontology annotation, biological process: protein polyubiquitination; positive regulation of proteasomal ubiquitin-dependent protein catabolic process; ubiquitin-dependent protein catabolic process. NCBI's taxonomy places the organism in Eukaryota, Metazoa, Mollusca, Gastropoda, Lepetellida, Haliotidae. Gene Ontology annotation, cellular component: ubiquitin ligase complex; cytoplasm. The transcript has 11 exons. Gene Ontology annotation, molecular function: ubiquitin conjugating enzyme binding; zinc ion binding; ubiquitin protein ligase activity.
UCUUACCUAUACGUUAUCCUGGAACGUGAGCGUUUUACAAUCUGGACAGAAUAUCUGGACCAAGAUGGACGUAUACUGGUGAUACAGGUUGGGGUGAAUACAACUGUGAAGAAUAUAUCUGUACAAUUUGUUUGUGUUCCGGUUUAUGGCAGAAGGAGGUGUACAUGAAAGCAAUCAUUAUGACAACUUUUCACAAGAGAACUUUCAGGAACAGAGUGACGAGGUCCUUGCGCUGCAGUCCAUAUACGAUGGGUCUGAUAUAAACAGGAUAGAGGUCCUCAGUUCACCCACAGACGGAGAUGGGGAAUUCUUCGUACUUCAUAUCUCUGUUCCUGUGCAAACAGACGGACAGCUGGUGACAGUAAACUUUGUUGUCACAGACGAUGGCGUGAAGCAAAACGCAGCAGCAGGGGAAGUAACUCCCCCAUGUGUUGGAAAGGAUGUUCAGCUCGAGACGACCGGAGAUGGUGCCUGGACUGCGUCCUUCAACGUGAAGUACUUACCUCCCCUGAGUUUGCAAGUUGUACUUCCUGCUACUUACCCUUCCCAGAGUUCCCCAGUGUUCACUCUGUCAUGCGUGUGGUUGACAGCCAAUCAGCUUGCAGCUCUGUGUGGUCAGCUGGAUGAGUUGUGGCGGGAGUCUGAGAACCUCCCUGUCAUCUUCACCUGGGUUGACUGGCUGGAAAAUAACAUCUUCAGUUUUCUGGAGCUUGGCAGUAAUUUAGAUGUACCCUUAGGCGAAGUCAACAAUGAUGAAAGUCGCAUUGAGAUCAACACAGACUUUCAUCAGGCCAUAAACACAAUGAUACAGUACAACCGAACUCUGGACAACGCCGAGUUCCGCCGAAGUAAUCACGAAUGCCUCGUGUGUUUUGAAGAAUUUCCUGGUAGCCAGUUUUACAGGCUGGGAGACUGUUUACAUCACACUUGCCGACGGUGCAUGGAGGCUUAUUGUCACCAUCACGUGUCUUUAGGCACUGUAGAGGAGCUCAGAUGUCCUGCCACCAACUGCAACGUCAGUGUUCCCCCAGACAUUGUUCAGAACGUUUUACCUGCAGAGGAGUUCGACAGGUGGGAACGAUUGCUUCUACAGAGAGCUUUAGAGAGUAUGACUGAUGUAGACUGGUGCCCUCGCUGCAACAACCCUGUGAUUCGGGAAGAGGAGGACCACUUGAAUCUAGGACACUGCACGACCUGUUUCUUUUCCUUCUGUACUCUGUGCAGGGACCCCUGGCAUCAGGGAGACGUCUGCAUGACGAUUGAACAGAAACUACAGACUGUGAACCGGAAGGAACUAUUGUCGUCUGCUGGUGAGAGGCGUCAUUUUGAGGAGAAACGACGGAAGCUUGAGGAAGAAAUCAGAACCAAGACGAGGCUGCAUCGAAAGACCAGGCUUUGUCCGAAAUGCAGCGCAAAGAUAGAAAAGGCAGGAGGAUGCAACAAAAUGAAGUGUAGGUGUGGUAUCAGCUUCUGCUGGCUGUGCGGCCUCGUGAUCAACAGCUAUCGCCACUACAUGGUGGGCAACUCGCGCUGUAGUCUCAUGGACAUGACGGAGUUAACUCCCCUCGUGGGAACCAUCACACCUCAGAACGUGGAGUACGUACAGGCUCUGGUUGGUGCAAAGAUUAGGGAAACAAUUUCAUGCCCAAACUGUCGUUACAAGAACGUCAAAGUUGAUCGCAACAACCACAUACGAUGUCGUUGUUGCAGCACAAACUUCUGUUAUGUGUGCGGAAUGAGGAUUACGGGGGUCGUUACUGCCCAUUUCUCUAAAGCCAGCUGCCCCCAACACUCCUAGCUGAGUGAGUGAGUGAUUUGGGUAUAACGACUGUUUGUUCAGUUACAACGUUACGGCGUGUCAGGGGACACUAUGACGCACAGCUCAAUUAAAAAAUCAACAUAUGAGACAAUAAAGAUUUUGAUUAUGAA